UGUGACCAAUAGGAGAUGAGAUGGUUAAAGACCCCAGCCUCCAACUCCGAUUGAUUAGGAAAACCUGUGUGGGACAGGAUCAGAAUUGAGAUCUGGAACAGUUGGUUUGGUGAGUUUCUAGCCUGUUCUGAAGGCCUAAUUAAUGGCCGUCACACAAGGACUGCGCACAUCUCCACACAGGCUGAUACUGGCACGCACAAUCUGAGGCUUCGAAAUCAACUUUGGUUUAGUAAGUCUGGUAUUUCCAUAAGAACAUCCUGGAAUGGAGCUGCUGAUCACCGGUUAUUGAUUAUCAAACAAACAGCCUCAACGCUUGAAACAUUAUUAUUAUUAUUUUUUUGUUUGUUUGUUUUUUUGAGAAGAUGACGGAGAGACCGCAGAGUCCGACAGGAUCGGACUGCAGACCCUACGAGGUCAACAGGGCCAUGUACCCUCAAGCCUCGGGCCUGGAUGGACUUGGCGCUGCGUCCUUGCAGUUCGCGCACGGCAUGUUUCAGGAUCCAAGCCUGCUUUUAAACAAAGGCCAUUUAAACGGAAUCAGCCGCCCUGCGACACACCAAACCUUCUUCCCAUUUUCAGGCGAUUUUAAAACGAACGAUCUGCAAGGCGGUGAUUUUGCGCAACCUAAACACUGGUACCCGUUUGCUGCACCAGAGUUCACUGGGCAGGUCGCGGGUGCGACGGCAACCAUCCAGCCAGCAAACAUCAGCCCGCCUAUCGCUGAAACCAGGGAACAAAUCAAGAUUCAAGCUGUGGUAAAAACUGAAAAGGAUGUUGAUGAAUACCCCAAUGAAGAAAACAGGCUGAUGUCACAAUAUAAUCUCACUCCCGGGACAUCAUCCGUACCCAACGAGGUGAAUUAUUACACACCCUGGAACCCCCCGUUUUGGCCUGGUCUGUCUCAUAUCACGGCUCCAGCAAAUAUUUCUCUAGCUCCCCCGACUCCCUCCGCAUCAUCCCCAUCUCUGUCACCAUCUCCACCCGGAAAUGGGUUCGACAGCCCGGGAUUUUUCAACGGGGACCCAGCGCAAAACAUCCCUUCGGGUCAGGCGCAAAGCGCAGCCAGGAGCAGCGGCUCGUCCAGUGGAGGGUGCAGUGAUUCUGAGGAGGAGGAGAAUCUUACUACAGAAGAUUUGGAACGGUUUGCUAAAGAGCUCAAACACAAACGCAUCACUCUGGGCUUCACGCAGGCCGACGUGGGGCUCGCGCUGGGAAACCUGUAUGGCAAAAUGUUCAGUCAGACGACUAUCUGCCGCUUUGAGGCUCUCCAGCUUAGUUUCAAGAAUAUGUGCAAACUGAAGCCGCUGCUCCAGAGGUGGUUGAAUGAGGCGGAAAAUUCCGAAAACCCUCAGGAUAUGUACAAAAUUGAACGGGUGUUCAUAGACACAAGAAAAAGAAAGCGGAGGACUAGUUUGGAAGGCACAGUCCGUUCUGCUCUGGAGUCGUACUUUGUGAAGUGCCCCAAACCCAACACUCUGGAGAUCACGCAUAUAUCUGAUGACCUAGGCCUGGAGAGAGAUGUAGUACGUGUGUGGUUCUGCAACCGUAGACAAAAGGGGAAGCGUCUAUCAUUGCCCUUUGAUGAUGAAUGCGCUGAAGCACAGUAUUAUGAGCAGAGUCUACCACCUCCGCCCCAUAUGGGUGGCACGGCCCUCCCAGUGCAAGGCUAUCCUGGACCGGCCCAUCCUGGAGGAGCCCCUGCCCUAUACAUGCCAUCCCUCCACCGACCAGAGGUCUUUAAAAACAUCCUGCAUCCUGGACUGGUGGGUCACCUCACCAACUAAACCGGUGUUUGCCAAAUUUUAAAUCGAGAUUCUCCAAUCCAAGCUAUGCAUCAAAUCAGCCAUAUGAGUUUAUUUUUAUGUAAACAUUGCAUCUGUUUGAUUUUUUUCCAUAUGUCUUGGGACGCUCUGAUUGUAUAGUGUCUGAUUUAGACUUGACCUUGUUCACUAACAGCCUAAUGCAUUUGCACAUGAAGUCAAAGGUUCAAAUAUGAAUUUUAUAGUUGUUUUUAUGACUCCUGUAUCAAUUUUUAAUGUACAUAUGUUUGUCUUAUUCAAUAUUUGAUUUCCAAAGUAUAUUUCCAUAUUUGUCUUCCUACUUUGUAGUUCUCCACAUUUCUAUGUGAACUAGCAGCAAAUUCAAGACUUGUAUUUUGACUAAUUACUAUAUAUAUAUAUAUAUAUAUAUAUAAAAAUAAUUUGGAGACUUUUUUUUUUUUUUUUGAUUGUUUGCAAAGGACAUCAGUCACUGUUCUUUUUCUCUAAAUGCUUGCACUCACCAACUCCUGCCAACAAUUGAAAAUAAUUCUAGGUGUAAUUUUAUCCGCGUGAUUUUAUAGAUGAGAUUUGCUGCCAGUUUGGAAGCCUCUCUGUGGAGGUAGUGUGCCUUAUCGUUUUGUGUUCAUCAUGCAUGCUCAUCCCUAUGCAAUGUAAAUGAAAAGCCACAUUUGAUAAUUUAUUGAAAUUUUGCUCAACACAUACAAUAUCAUUGGGUAGCAAUUAAACCAUUUCAAUUGAC
Molecule: messenger RNA, 2520 nt
Organism: Carassius carassius (crucian carp)
Lineage: Eukaryota; Metazoa; Chordata; Actinopteri; Cypriniformes; Cyprinidae
Product: POU domain, class 5, transcription factor 1-like
Exons: 5
Coding region: 363-1784 (473 amino acids)
Biological process (GO): regulation of transcription by RNA polymerase II
Molecular function (GO): RNA polymerase II cis-regulatory region sequence-specific DNA binding; DNA-binding transcription factor activity, RNA polymerase II-specific
Source: RefSeq, a predicted model, not a curated record